This is a messenger RNA of Chara braunii, 1598 nucleotides long. Lineage: Eukaryota; Viridiplantae; Streptophyta; Charophyceae; Charales; Characeae. The record is from the annotation of a GenBank genome assembly.
GGAGAGGAGGAGGAGGAGGAGGAGGAAGAGACGGACAAGUAGAGAGAGGCAAACGCAAGAGGGGACCGAUCGGUAUCCGGGCGAAGAUGGGAGGAGAAAGGAGUCUGAGGCAUCAGCACAUGAUGGGAGGCCGGUCGGGAUUGCGAUUGGCGAUCAUCAGCGGCGUUUUCCGGAGAGAAGUCGCCGGGAUCGCGACCUUGCGUAAAUCCUCUCCCCCUCCUUUUCUCCUCGUCUUUCAGCUGAUGGCUUUCAUCGGGAUCGCGACUUUCUUGAGCUUCGGUGUUGAGCGCGGGCUUGGUCAGCAAAUGGUACCGUCAGCCUUGGGGCGUUCACACAUUCGUAUCAAUUGCGGUGGACUACCGACAAACGACUCCCUUGGUCCAUGGGAGGACGAUGCACCUCUCAUCAUCAGUGGUGACAGUACGUCUCAAGGUUUUCCGGAAAUAAACAGCUCGAACCCUCUGGCGAGUUAUCGUCAGUUUGGAAAUAGAGGAGGACAGUACCAUGUCACAGUGAACGCAAGUGCGUACUACCGGGUUCAGCUUCUUUUCCUGUUCCGAAAGAACGAGACGAUGGCGCAAGAGAAGAUAGUUCAAGUCUCGAUUCAAGGGCAUGAAGGAGAAUCCAUUCCACGCUGGCUGGGUGCACCGGGCUUUAACCUGACAGUUUUCGACCUCGGGAUGUUUGACGGGAAUUUAAAGUUGUACGUGUCGGAAUAUGUUUUCUUCUGUGACUCCACAAAUCUGUCCAUCGCCCUCGGCCCUGCCGAGCCAGCGGGGAUUGUCCUGCCGCGAGUCAGCGUGAUCUAUAUCUGGGAGCUUGCAGAUGGUGCGUCGGUGCUCCAAAACCAGAUGAUGGGGAAGGAUGUCAUGCUGAUGACAUGGUGUCGGCAAAACUGUGGAGGGCAAUGGAUUCGGGACUCAGAAGGGCAUCUUUGGGAGGGGGAUAGUGGAGCACCCGUGGAGAACUCGACUGUCUCUUUGACAUCCCCGCAAUCUUUUGCGGUGCAAACAAACGAUACUCUCAUAGAUACCCAGUAUCCUUGGGUUCCCCCUGAUGUUUGGGCGACUGCGCGAAUCUCGGCCCCUCGCACUUACAUUGACUACAGUGUGAACCUGGACCAGGCGGAGCGUUACUUCCUGGCGCUGUACGUGGCACCUAUGCCUGACCAGGGGGUGCCUGUACAGUCGCAACUCCUCCUUAUCUCCACAUUCCGGUCUUCGACACAGCAAAUCAGCCGCACUGUGAAUGUGCGAGAGAUGGUCCUGCGCCCAAUCCCUAGGGUGGAUACGAAGCUCGAAUUGGAGAUAAGACUGGGUGGGAAGAAUCCUAGCGACCAUGCAUGGAUCAGCGGACUGGAAGUUAUCAGGGUCAUUCCUAUGAAGGGCCUCACAUUGGAAGCCGAAGUGCAGGCUUUGGGGGAGAUCAUGAACUAUACUGGAGGCGUACUGGAGCCAGCUGAUCCUUGCAUUCCUCCUUCUGCCAAUGUGUUCAAUAUUACCUGCGGUUCAACCAGUGGUGGAGUCUUCACACCAAUCGGCUUGUAGGUGAUUUGAUUUUGAUUCUUCUUCUUCCUUGUUAUGAUCCUGGCCAAUUCC